Molecule: messenger RNA, 5241 nt
Organism: Caretta caretta (loggerhead turtle)
Lineage: Eukaryota; Metazoa; Chordata; Testudines; Cheloniidae
Gene: ICOSLG
Product: inducible T cell costimulator ligand
Biological process (GO): regulation of cytokine production; T cell receptor signaling pathway
Cellular component (GO): external side of plasma membrane
Molecular function (GO): signaling receptor binding
Source: RefSeq, a predicted model, not a curated record
GUCGCUCCCUCACGCGCCCCCUGCUGGGACGCGACCCCCCCAGAGGCAGCGCGCGGCGGGGACCGGCCCGCGGUCACCUCCCCGGCCCCGGCCGCGUGGGAAGGGAGAAGGGACCAGGCGCGGAAAUCCCCGGCUUGGCCGACGUAGGAGGGAGGAGCCGGCUCAGCCCCAGCCUCGGCCCCGCGGCUGCUUCUCCACUUCUCCUUCCGACAGCCGCCGAGGCCCCGAGGCUGCCCGAGCAGCGCCCCGCGCCGGCAUGGAGCUGAGACGCUCUGGACUUUGGUUACUGUUUCUUUGUGCUCUGGGAUUUGUUACUGCAGAGGAAAAUAAGAAAGUUAUCAGCACAAUAGGCAGCACUGCUGAACUGAGUUGCAUUUUUACUCCAGAGGAAAAAAUCAUUUUAAAUAAGCUACGGGUCUUUUGGCAAAUAGAGGAUGGUUUAAAACCGUGUUCAGUGGUACACACCUUUAAUUCUGGUCACGAGAACCAAAGCGAGCAGUGUGCAGACUUCAGAAACAGGACUCGAUUAUUUCAGGAUAAGCUGAAAAAUGGCACUUUUUCUCUGCUGCUGCUAAACGUCAGCCUGAGAGAUGAACACACAUAUCAGUGCAUAAUACAGAAGAAGGACACGGUUUUCAGGGUUAUUCACAGGGCAGAUGUGACCCUCAAGGUAGCAGCCAAUAACAGCCUGCCAGUACUGAGUGGACCUAUAGGAAUCCCCCCAAAUAUUGGAGAAGAGGUGACAUUAAGUUGCAACUAUAGCCAAGGAUACCCAAAGCCAAACGUUUACUGGAUAAAUAGAAAAGACAACAGCUCCCUCCAUCCAUCAUCAUUAAAGAUCAUCCAAAACAACGAUAGCACAUACAGUGUUUUCAGCACACUGAAGAUUGAAGCAACUUCUGAUAUAAAAAUAGGAUGCAUCAUAGAAAAUGAACUACUACAGCAAAAUCUAACUGUCCUCUACUCGGAAAACAUCACAAACUCUAACUCUACCAAAAGCAGUCUGUUAGAGCUAAAUAAACCGGGAGCUCAGGCUGGAAGCGUCCUUGCCAUUGCCGUUGUGUUAGCUGGUCUAGUUGUUUUAACCUGCUGGCUGUGGAAAAGGAAAUCCCCUUACCGGAAAUCAUAUGCAGAUGUUCAACAAAAUGAAGAUGGAGCACAGCACAAUACACACGUUUAAAUGGGAAAUUCUCAGAGAAUUUGGGCAGCUGGUGAUGUACCAAGAGAAUGUUGAAGCUAAGGACGCUAUGUUGAAGCCAAGGAUGGCAGCAUUAUCUGAAACACGAAUGGCAUAGUGUUUCCAGAGCAUGGGCCAGGACAGAUGGCAAAAACCUUCUCUGACAGAGGAGAGAGCAAAAUCCACCUGCUUUAGUCUGCCACUUCUAAUCAGCAGUUGCGCUGGUUUUCAAAACACUCUUCAAAACACCUGUAUGAGUGAAAGGUACAAUGGUACCUUGAUGCUGAAGCAUUGGUUCAGGAAUGAAAGACUGCCAACUGUUAUUUUGUGUCAGUCAAAGAAUGCCCUACUAGGAGAUAAGCAACUGUUUUUCAGCAGUGCUGAAAAUUCUCUCUGCCUUUCAGACUUUUCAUAAUGAUUACUGAACAUGAAAAAUGGCAGCUAGGCAAGUGAAAACUGCAAGACUUUGUGUAGAGCAAACAUCAUUGCCUGUUUUUCUUCUUCCAUGCAUCCUUUCACUGUUUCUGGGCAGCCGCAAUGGUAACACAAAAAUAUCCCGAAGCUUCCAGCUUAGACAUGCAGAGGUACAGGUGCCUGUAGCUGAACAGAACUUCUGAGUAUGAACAUUAGGAAGCCUUAUUUUAUUGCAGUUUAAGUGUGCAUUCUACAUUUUACAGAGUACUCUAUCAAAAAGGGAGUCUCCAUCAGUUGACAGAGCACAGAAAUUACCUGGAUUCCUAGGAAGUGUACAGCACUACCUCAGCACUGUCUGGGCUGAAUUCAGAUCAGCAGUUGCCUGUGCAUAUACUUUGGAGACAGGACAAAAAAACACAGGGUGAUUAUCCUCAUUUUGGCAUGUCAAGCAUCAACCACUCCCUCCCUCUGGGAUACUGGAGGUUUGAAAUACAAUCUUUCUGCACACACUCCCCUCCACCCCCAUAAAAACAGGUGUGUAGAAUGCCAUUUGCCAUUGAUACAGCAAGAACAUCAUUAACGGACAAAGUAAAUGUUUGGUGAAAUCAGGGCCAUCCUUAGGAUUUAUGGGGCCCUAUGCAGUAUUAUUAAACUAGUAACCUACGCCUGACGGCAGCCCGGGCUCACAUGUAUUUUAGAUAAGGGUAGUCUUUUGGAGGAUUUAUUUUAAAAACUAUAUGUCUGAAGAUCCAAGCAUUUAAGGCUAAAGAUGAAUACUCAGAUUGUGCAUCUAAAAAUCUAUGCAAGGAUUUUUUAGAGAUGUGAUUUUAUAAUCUUCAGCAACAUACUAAUGAAAUAUUUUUAAAGCAAAUUUUAACCUAAGGUCCUGUGGACGAACAUGUUCUGAGUAAAUAUUAAAAUAAUGCACAACUGUUUUUGUCAGUAAAUUCAGAAACUGACAGAAUAUACCUGGGGGUUGGCAAAUGCCUGUUAAAUGGCUUCAUUACCACUUGAAAAAAGAAAAGGAGGACUUGUGGCACCUUAGAGACUAACCAAUUUAUUUGAGCCAUAAGCUUUCGUGAGCUACAGCCACUUGAAUGGCUCUUUAACAGUUUCAGUGUUGUGCUAACAGGUCUGGCAGGCUCGAAGGCUUUUUCACUUUUAAGUACUAGAUCCCCUCCGGAGGAAGACUCACCCGGCUGCAGCAGCUAGCUGUGGUGGGAGCCUGCAGGAAGGGUCAGAUUAGAACAGGGAUAGGUAGAGGUGGAAGGGUGGACACUAAGACCAAGGGGUGCCCCAAAUUUUCAGGUUCCCUCCGCCUUGUAUGCUGCAUAUGCCUAAGGACGGCCCUGGGUGAAAUAAAAAGAUGAAAAGACAGCAGAUGCCUGACACUGAAAGCUGUAACUUGCCUGUGCCUAGUGCACAAGGAGAAGUUGAAAAUACGAUCCCUGUAAAGCUGCCAUGGCCAGGGCUCCUGUGAGUGAAAGAUGUAAAAAUCAAAGCAACUAAUUUUUCCCAGUGCGUAGGGUUUUGAAGGAGGCUUAAUUUGCUUGCUUCAGGCACUUUACUCCCUCUAGAUCCAUCUCCAUUCUGAAUUGUACCACCUUUAUGCCAUCCAAAUGAAAGAAUCAUAACCCUGCUUUUCCAAACUAUGCUGGGGAUAUGGCACCGGGUGGCAAUGGUGGGUUAGUGCCCUGGCUUCUCACUUUCAAAUCCUAGUUAAAUUAAAAUAAAUUUGGUGGCCACAUUCCAUCAUUGUGCAUAUUACAAAACCACCCGAUGAUCUGAUCUGAGUGUCUGCUGAAGCAAUAGUUAAGAUUGGGCUAACAAAGCAGUAACUUAAGAACAAGUUAGAUGAACCCCUGUCAGGAAUCCUGCUUGAACACAGGUGGAUGGAAUAGAUCUCCUAUUGAGGUCCCUUCCAGCCCUACACUUCUAUUAUUCUACCAGCAGGUUACAACACCGACCCAACUUUUUGUGGGAAGAUUGCACAGCCUUAGUCUGCUCUAGGUCUAGCCCAAGCUCCAAUUAGCACUCACUUUAAGGCAAACUAGAUCUGCUCUCAGAUUUUAAGAGGGUGGGGAAUGUUUGGAAAGUACACAAUGCUGUAAGCAGUAUGGGAAGAAAAGAGGCAUUUAAAUACUUUGAUUUUUAAAUUGAUUUGUCCAUGAGCUUUAAAGAGAGAGUGAUACGUGUGUGCAACUUCUAAAUAUAUGCAAAAAGAAAAGGAGUACUUGUGGCACUGUUCUAAAUAUAUGUGAGCAAGAGAAAAGCCUGGUAUAUUUAUGACUACAGUAGAACCUCAGAGUUCUGAACACCAGAGUUACGAACUGACCAACGAAAACACACCUCGUUUGGAACCAGAAGUACACAAUCAGGCAGCAGCAGAGACCACCUCCCCCGCCCCCCCCCCAAAAAAAAAUACAGGACAGUACUGUGUUAAACGUAAACUACUAAAAAAAAUAAAGGGAAAGUAGCAUUUUUCUUCUGUGCAUAGUAAAGUUUCAGAGCUGUAUGAAGUCAGUGUUCAGUUGUAAACUUUUGAAAGAACCACCAUAACGUUUUGUUCAGAGUUAGGAACGUUUCAGAGUUACGAACAACCUCCUUUCCCGAGGUGUUCAGAACGCUGAGGUUCUACUGUAGUUUAAAGAAUGUGAAUUUCAUGUUGCGACUAUGCUGCCUGCUAGUCUGUGAUAACAAUGUAAAGGAAGGCAUGUGGAGGGAACACAUGGCACACGAAACUGUUCUAUACAUUGAGAUUUUGUUGGUUGGUUUUUGUUUCUUGUUAUGAAACAAGAGGAUUUGAUGGACAAAAUACGCAUUGCUUGGUCUCUAAGGUCUCUGGGGAAAAUUCGAAGUUAUACUGAACUCUGUUCCUUGAGCGUUUUGAUUAAUCUAGCUUCAGCCUGAACACAUUGCACAAUGGCGUCUUAAACCAGAGCUGUUCAUCCCCAGCUGGGGCUGCAAGCUUGAGGAGUUUCACAAUAUUUUGCAGGCAAGAUUAGAAGGGUGCUCUAAACUACUUCUGAUACCAGCCAUUUUCUUUUUCUUCCUUGACCUAGACAUUGGAUCUUUUCAGCAGUCCAAAGUCUGUCUGUAUUUUGUUUUUACUGACAUCUGGAGAUAUAUUGAUAAAAAGCUAUAGUGUUGAACGAGAUACCCUACAAAUGUGAACAAAAGCUGUAAAUGUAUCCAUUCCUUAAUGGUCCAGUACAACAUCCUGCAGAAGUUUUGUUAUCUUUCAGAUCAGAUAUGGCUGGCUUUACCAGCCCCUAUACCGCUAUCAUGCCUUACACAUAUGUACCUUUUCUAAAAGCACCUUUCUUCCUUUGUAUUCCUCAGUCAGAAAAGGCCACACCUAUUAUCUGGAGAUGUAAGAAAUGAACGUAGCAACUCUUCUUAAUAGUUUUGUUAAGUUAAUUAUAUUUUAUUUGAUUAGAUUACUGUCGUGUGUAGCAAGUACUGAAUGGUGACCACUUGAUUUUGCUAGUUUGAUGUAUUUGUUUGGGUUAUGUCUUAUGUUUUGGAGGCAAAUUCUAGGUUACUAUUAUGUUACAAUCAGUGGGACCAGGAUACAAGACUGACUUAUUUGUUCUUCUGUCCUGAUUAGUUACCAUAUUUAUGGUUCCAAUAAAACAAGCCCUGAUUUA